AAUAAAGACACAUGACGUUGUUAGAUGAAGAUGCAGUUUGUGGAGGAAUUUGACUCUCUUUACACCCCAGAGGAACAUCAGAAUGAGUGUUUAGUGAAGAUCAGACAGUCAGGAUUUCUAACGACGCUGGUGAUCUCUCCGGUGACCUUACACUUUCUACCCAACAAAACGGACGAACUCCUUCUGCCCACCGGGACAAAUAAGGAUCGUUCACACUACUGUGUGUUUACAGAAACCUGUCUGAACGACGGCACGCCACCUGUCUGCCGAACCCUCAGCUGUACAGAGCGGACAGGGAGAUCACAGGACUGAGCGACCUGCUUCUACAUCAGUGAAAGCCAUUCAGAUGAUGACAAAGAUAAAGCUGAGCUUCUGCACUCCAACAGCUGCCUGAGGACUUUGAACACCGACCUACAAAAAGCUGUUGAAAUGGCAGAAGACAGCAACAUGCUUCUGAGGUCCGAGAACAAUGAACUCAAGAACCAAAUCAGAAGCCUGAAGCAGUCGAUUCAGAAGGUCCAGCCUCUUGUGAAUGAACUGGAGGAUAUUCGAGCUGCAAAGACAGAGAAAGAUCAGAUCUGCGACGCAGUGGAGGCCAGACUCAACAGACUUGCAAAGGAAAAUGAAACACUCAGACAGCAGGUAGAAGUGCUUACUAGUGAGAUGUCCAGCUUCAUCCUGGAAAGAGAUCAGAAGGAGGAGGAGUUCACUAAGCUCAGCUGUGUCCUAAGAGCUUUACAACAACAGCUGGAGGAGAACAGGCUUCAUCUGGAACAAAAAGAUGAACUUAUAAAUCAGAGGGAUCUUGUCAUCAAGCAACUGAAAAACUCAGUGUCCGAAUACAUCACCAUUAACCAGGACAUGAAGGAGAACCUAAAGGAGUUAGAAGACCAGUUGGCGUUGGCUUUAGUUAGCAGUGAAGGGAGCUUCAUGAACGUGGAUAUGAGACUUGCUCUCGCUCCUGAGAACUCUGUUUCACUCAGAGAAGAGCUCGGCAUUCUGUCUGAGGAUCAGAUGAACCCUGAGGAGGAACAGAAAGAGGAGGAAGACAAUGCAGAGACUCUGGUGGAAUAUUCAGCACUUUAUGUGCCAAAAAGUGUGACUCACAGAUAUAAGAGAAAUAUAGGGACAGGAGCCUGCGCUGCUGUGGCACUCUGUUUCGGUGUGUUGGGUGUGUUUGGAGUGUUUACUCCCAUCCUACUCACAGACAUACUGGAUACCAUCCGUCACCUGAUCCAACCGUACGCUCGAUUAUAUCACAGCGGCCUUCCUCCUGUAUAAACACCAUCCUGUCACGAAUCCUGUUCACUGGAGUUCAUAUUGCAGCUGAAUGUUCUCUAUGUUCUUUCCCACACUCUGAUAAUAAAGUGAGAGUGUUUCCCUUCUCCAACUUUACCAA
Molecule: messenger RNA, 1399 nt
Organism: Tachysurus fulvidraco (yellow catfish)
Lineage: Eukaryota; Metazoa; Chordata; Actinopteri; Siluriformes; Bagridae
Product: synaptonemal complex protein 1-like
Exons: 13
Coding region: 430-1281 (283 amino acids)
Biological process (GO): homologous chromosome pairing at meiosis; chromosome localization to nuclear envelope involved in homologous chromosome segregation; spindle assembly
Cellular component (GO): meiotic nuclear membrane microtubule tethering complex; nuclear outer membrane; lateral element
Molecular function (GO): dynein complex binding
Source: RefSeq, a predicted model, not a curated record